GUGUCAUGGUUUCAUGGCGGCCGAUCGUCUUCGCGGCAUAAAAUAUUAACAUUUACAAACAAAACUGAAUCAAGGAAAGAUCUAAAAACUUACUUAUCAAGCUACCAUAUACCAAAAUAAAAACAUAUUACUCUAUUUAGGUUUAGAAAUUGGAAAUUCUCAAAGGAAAUGGAUAUAGGGCUAAAUGAGCAUCACCAACAGAAUGUUGUCAAUUAUUUACGCUUCGCAAAAUUUAACCGAGGGCAAAGACUUCGUGGCAUUGAUGCUGCAUUUGAAGAUUUAAAAGACAGCAGACUCGUUGAGGAUACAUAUACUUUAGAUGAAAUAACAGAGAUGCUUGAUGGCCUGUGUGCUGUGGUAAGAGGAGAAGUGGAGACAGAGUUGAUCAAUACAGCACAUACAAAUGUCCUUCUUCUUAGACAAGUGUUCAGUCAAGCAGAAAAGUGGCACCUCAAGCUACAAGCUGAUAUUUCUGAACUAGAAAACAGGGAACUCAUUGAAGAGAUAGCUAAGUUUGAAGAAAGAGAAUUCUCUGCUGUCUCACAAAAAUCACAGUCAAAACUGUCCAAGUUGUCUCAAGCUUCAAAGCUGGAGCCACUAAAUGAAGGUGGGGCAGUACCUCUACUUCAAAUGGAAAUAAACCGUUUGAAUGAAGACAACGCCAAACUUAAGAAUCGCCUAAAAGACUUAGAAUCGAAGGCAACUGGUGCUUUCGACGAACAAAGAAAACUCAAGGACAGCCUGGAGCAUACUCAAGCCGAAUUGAAGGCCAGGUCUAAUGCUAAAAAGUAUGGAAGUGAUGUGUCCGAACUGGAAGACCAGAUGGCUAAAGUCAAGAUGGAUCUUAAGAAGUCGAGAGAUGCUGGAUCAAACAAGGUUGCAUCUCUGGAGGACGAUAUCACGCAAGCCAAGCAUGAUAUUUUGAGGCUUCAAGCUGAACUUGAGCAAGCACAACAGGAGCUUACCAAGAAAUUUAACGAGACAUCCCAAUACAAGAACAUGAAGCAGAUGUUGACUUCAAAGAACGAUCAGAUUAAAGAACUCAGAAAUCGUUUACGCAAAUACGAGCCCGAAGCUUGAAAUAAAAAGUGUCAAGCAUAUGAUGCGAACGAGCCCACAGUGUAGCUUAUGGUUUGGCCAGUUGCUUUGGUUGGUUUUAGAUACUGUAUAUAGUUAUUCAAUGACAGAGUAGUUUAUUGUUCCACUGUCAAGAUUCCUUACGAUUAAUUUAUGUUCAGAAUCAUUUUAAUAAAACUUGGGCUUCUUAUGCUGCAAAUUCAGACUCUAAUUGUAAAUCGUUCUAAAAUCUUACUUGUUUUCGUAAGUGGUAGCUAUUUUGUACUGAUGUGGGUAAAACCUCUGCACAAAGUACAGCUGGUAAAGGUAUUAAUCUGCCAAUGAAGAUUCGCACUCAUACAAUAUAGGAAUUUAGACCGGUUUUCAUAUCAAUUGGAAAUGAUAAUGAAAAUGAGUAGCCUUACAAUAGCUGCUAUUGCAUGUACUGAGAUCUGGAAUAGGCCCUUUGCAGUUAACGGUCACGUGUCUGUACUGGUGAGCAAAAUUUAUUUAUUUGAAAUUGGUGAUUCUUUUUAGCUACUUGUAAAGAACUGAAUGAAAACAUGUGUAUCCAGUG
Actinia tenebrosa (Australian red waratah sea anemone) is the source of this 1633-nucleotide messenger RNA. Its product is annotated as leucine zipper transcription factor-like protein 1. Gene Ontology annotation, biological process: negative regulation of protein localization to cilium. Lineage: Eukaryota; Metazoa; Cnidaria; Anthozoa; Actiniaria; Actiniidae. The record is from RefSeq and is a predicted model, not a curated record. Gene Ontology annotation, cellular component: cytoplasm.